Pelmatolapia mariae (spotted tilapia) is the source of this 8953-nucleotide messenger RNA. RefSeq names its product cell adhesion molecule DSCAML1-like. Gene Ontology annotation, molecular function: cell-cell adhesion mediator activity. Bases 16 to 6366 code for a protein of 2116 amino acids. Gene Ontology annotation, biological process: homophilic cell-cell adhesion; dendrite self-avoidance; axon guidance. The record is from RefSeq and is a predicted model, not a curated record. Lineage: Eukaryota; Metazoa; Chordata; Actinopteri; Cichliformes; Cichlidae. The transcript is spliced from 33 exons. Gene Ontology annotation, cellular component: plasma membrane; axon.
GAGGAGAGGAGGGACAUGGGCGGGGCUGAGGCGCCUCUCGUUUCCCCUCCAUGCUUAGCGGGGCAGCAGGGCUGGAGAGACCUCCGGGGAGCACAGUCGCCAGUCCAGCACGGAGACCCGCCUGGCCAAAAAAACGCGCCUCACACUUGCCAGGAUUGCCAGAUAUUCCUGAAAUAUAUACCUGCUAUUUAUGGCAUGUGGCUUGUAACUUUACUCCUGCUGUACUCUCUCCAAGAAGUACACAGUGAGGAUGUGGGCUCUACCAGGCUGUACUUUGUGAAUGCCUCCCUGCAAAGGGUAACCUACUCAAGCUCGGUGGGGGUGUCCCUGCCCUGUCCAGCAGGGGGCACCCCCAGUGCCAUACUGCGCUGGUACCUGGCCACCGGCGACGACAUCUACGACGUGCCCCACAUCCGGCAUGUGCACGCCAAUGGCACGCUGCAACUGUACCCCUUUUCGCCCUCUGCCUACAACAGCUACAUCCACGACAAUGACUACUUCUGCACCGCGGAAAACCAGGCCGGCAAGAUCCGCAGCCCCAACAUUCGCAUCAAAGCUGUUUUCAGGGAGCCCUACACCGUGCGAGUGGCGGACCAACGCUCAAUGCGGGGCAACGUAGCUGUGUUCAAGUGCCUCAUCCCCGCUGCUGUGCAGGAGUACGUCAGUGUUGUAUCCUGGGAAAGAGACACUGUUUCCAUUGUCCCAGGUAACAGGUUCUCACUGACCUCCUUUGGGGCUCUUUACAUCUCCGAUGUUCAAAAAGAGGAUGCCCUCUCUACAUACCGGUGCAUCACCAAGCAUAAAUACAGUGGCGAGACACGGCAAAGCAAUGGAGCCAGGCUCUCUGUAAUGGACCCCAAUGAGUCUGCACCCACCAUCCUGGACAGUUUCCAAGCAGGGGAGGUCUACGCAGGCCAUAGCAUUGAGCUCCCCUGCAUAGCGGGAGGAUACCCAAGCCCUACUGUGCGCUGGCUGAAAGAUGGUCGCCCACUACCCUCAGAUGCCCGCUGGACGCGGCGAUUGACAGGGCUGACCAUCAGUGACCUGAGGCAAGAAGACAGCGGCAGCUAUGCAUGCGAGGUCACCAACAGUUUUGGCUCAAAGGAGGUGUCUGGACAGCUUCAUGUGAUAGAUCCACUACGAGUGACCUUGUCCCCUAAGAAUCUGAAAACGGGCAUCAGCAGCACACUGUUCUUCACCUGCACUGUGGAAGGCUCUCCAGAAUACACCAUCACCUGGUACAGGAACACAGAGCCAAUUGUCCCAGACGAGCACAUCUCCAUCCAAGGACAACACAAUGACACCCUGCAGAUCACUGCAGCACAGAAGCUUCACUCUGGGGCCUACCAGUGCUUUGCUUCCCGAAAGGGCCACACUGCUCAGGACUUCUCUAUUAUUCUGCUAGAGGAUGGUACUCCUCGUAUUGUGUCUUCCUUCAGCGAGCGGGUGGUAAACCCCGGCGAGCCUUUCUCCCUUAUGUGUGCGGCCAAAGGAGCCCCACCCCCUUCUAUCACGUGGACACUGGACGAUGAACCUGUGGUUAGAGAUUCAACCUACAAGACCAGCCAGUACACCCUGUCGGAUGGCCUGACUGUAUCGCACGUCAACGUCAGCAGUCCACUUAUUCCAGAUGGAGGAGUGUAUCGUUGCGUCGCACGCAACUCGGCCGGUAGCGCCGAGUACCAAGCGCGCAUAAACGUAAGAGGUCCACCUCGAAUUAGACCCAUGCGAGACAUCACCGCAGUGGCGGGCAGAAAUACCUAUAUAACGUGUCGUGUGAUUGGGUACCCGUAUUACUCCAUUAAGUGGCUGAAGGACGGCAUGCAGCUGCCUGAUAAUCAUCGUCAAGUGGUGUUUGAGAACGGCACACUGAGGCUCACAGACGUGCAGAAGGGCGCAGACGAGGGGACCUACUUGUGUAGCGUUUUGAUCCAGCCCCAGGUGUCAAUCAACCAGACUGUCCACGUCACUGUCAAAGUGCCGCCGCUCAUCCAGCCCUUCGAUAUCCCCUCUACCUCAGUGGGGAAGCUCAUGUACAUCGCCUGUGUGGUGUCAUCUGGGGACAUGCCCAUACGCAUCACCUGGCACAAAGACGGCCAGCUCAUCGUGCCAGGCUCUGCCUCUGGUGUUGCAAUAGAGACCAAAGAGUUCAUGAGCUCCCUGCAAAUCUCCAAUGUGACACUGAAGCACAAUGGAAACUACACCUGCAUCGCCAGCAAUGCUGCUGCAACUGUCAGCUGGGAAAGACAGUUGAUUGUUACUGUUCCGCCGCGUUUUGUGGUGCAGCCCAACAAUCAAGACUGUAUCUAUGGAAAAGCUGGAGUACUUAACUGCUCCGUGGAGGGUUACCCCCCUCCAAAAGUCAUGUGGAAGCAUGCCAAAGGCGUAGGAAACCCUCAGCAGUACCAUCCUGUCCCACUAACUGGCCGUAUCCAGAUCAUGUCAAACGGUUCUCUGCUGAUCCGACAUGUUCUUGAAGACGACCGGGGGUACUACCUCUGUCAGGCCUCCAACGGAGUGGGCUCAGACAUCAGUAAAAGCAUGAUCCUUACUGUCAAGAUCCCUGCCAUGAUCACCAGCCACCCAAACACUACCAUGGCGAGGAAGGGCCAGAUCAAGGAGCUGAACUGCACAGCACGGGGCGAGCAGCCCAUUAUUAUCCGCUGGGAGAGAGGGGACACAGUCAUUGACGCAGAGAGAAAUCCCCGUUACUCCAUCAGCAUCAACAAAAAGGGGGAUGAAGUCAUCUCCACCCUAAAGCUUAACCCAGCCGAGCGAGGAGAUUCUGUCUUCUUCUCCUGCCAUGCCAUCAACUCCUAUGGAGAGGGCAGAGGGCUCAUCCAACUCACUGUACAAGAGCCACCCGAUCCUCCCGAGCUUGAAGUACGGGAGGUGAAGGACAGAAGCAUGAACUUGCGCUGGAUCCAAAGGUUUGAUGGCAACAGCAUCAUCACCAGCUAUGACAUCGAGUACAAAAACAAGUCAGACACAUGGGAUCACAUGUACACAACUAGGAACAUCUCACCCACCAACAAUCAGGCCAACAUUGUAGAGCUGCACCCGGCAUGCGUUUAUAGUAUCCGCAUGUACUCCUACAACAAGAUUGGCCGCAGUCUUCCCAGCAAAGAGCUCACAAUCAGUACCGAAGAAGCACCACCUGACGGGCCUCCGAUAGAUGUAAUCCUGCAACCGAUGACAUCUCAGAGCAUACGAGUCACAUGGAGGGCUCCAAAAAAGGAGCUGCAAAACGGCGUGAUCCGCGGCUACCAGAUUGGAUACAGAGAGAACGGUCCAGGUAGCAAUGGCCAGUAUAGUAUUGUGGAGAUGAAAGCUACGGGAGACAGUGAAGUGUACACCUUAGACAACCUAAAGAAGUUUGCCCAGUAUGGGGUGGUGGUCCAGGCCUUCAACAGAGCUGGGACUGGCCCAUCCAGUACUGAGAUCAAUGCUACCACUCUGGAAGAUGUGCCCAGCGAGCCUCCGCAGAAUGUGAGAGCAAUCUCUGUGACAUCAGACGAGGCAGUGAUCACAUGGGCAGAGCCUCCACGGCUGACGCUGCACGGUGUGCUGAAAGGCUACCGGGUUGUGUUUUGGUCCCUCUUCCCUGACGGAGGUGGGUGCUGUGGGGGCCAGGCCCAGUGGCCAAUGCAGAAAUGGGGAGAGAUGCAAAACAUCACCACCACACGUGAACAGGUGGAACUGCGAGGGCUCGAGAAGUUCACUAACUACAGUGUUCAGGUGCUGGCCUACACACAAGCUGGCGAUGGGGUCCGCAGCAAUGUCCUCUAUAUCCAAACCCGAGAGGAUCUUCCUGGUCCACCGGCUGGCAUCAAGGCAGUUCCCUCCUCCUCAACUAGUGUGGUUGUGUCCUGGUUGCCUCCUCUCAAACCAAAUGGCAUUAUCCGCAAGUACACCAUCUACUGCUCCAGUCCCGGAUCUGGACAGCCAGCUCCCAGUGAGUAUGAGGCCAACCCAGAGAUGCUCUUCUACCGUAUCACGCACCUUACCCGCGGUAAACAAUACCUCAUCUGGGCUGCAGCUGUGACAACUGCUGGAAGAGGCAACAUUAGCGCAAAGGUCACUGUGGAGCCUGCUGGGAAAGUCCCAGCUAAAAUCCUGUCCUUUGGGGGCACUGUGACCACUCCCUGGAUGAAGGAAGUACGUCUGCCCUGCAGCUCAGUGGGAGAGCCUACUCCCACAAUUAAAUGGACCAAAGACAGUGAGGACUCUGCCAUUCCUGUGACAGCUGACAGCCAACGGCAGAUCUUAUCCAAUGGUACACUGGUGCUACGCUUAGUCAAAGCAGAGGAUUCUGGGUACUACACCUGUACGGCCACUAAUACCCUAGGCUUUGACACCAUCAUAGUGAACCUUGUGGUACAAGUUCCUCCUGACCAGCCUCGUCUGACUGUCUCCACUACUUCCACCUCCUCCAUCACCCUGGCUUGGAUUCCUGGGGAUAAUGGAGGAAGCUCCAUCAGGGGAUUUGUGCUGCAGUAUUCUGUGGACAACACAGAGGAAUGGAGAGAUGUGUUCAUCAGCUCCAGCGAGCGUUCCUUCAGGUUGGACAAUCUCCGCUGUGGAACUUGGUACAAGGUCAAGUUGGCUGCCAAGAACAGUGUGGGCUCAGGACGUAUCAGUGAGAUCAUUGAGGCAAAGACGCAUGGAAGAGAACCGGUGUUCAACAAGGACCAGCCACUGCUAACGCACAUCAACUCCACUCAUGCAGGACUCAACCUUCAGGGUUGGACCAGCGGGGGCUGCCCUAUCACUGACCUGAUGCUGGACUUUAGGCCCAAAGGUACUUGGGCCUGGCAGAGCCUCAAGGCCAAUUCCACAAAUCAGCUUUUCCUCAGCGAGCUGCGAGAGGCCACCUGGUACGAGCUCAAAAUGAAGGCCUGCAACAGUGCUGGGUGUGGCAACCAGACCUCCCAGUUUGCCACAACUGACUACGAUGGGAGUACAAUCCCUCCCAUUAAAUCAGCUCGUGGAGAGGGGGACGAUGUGAAGAAACUGUUCUCUAUCGGCUCUCCUGUCAUCCUGGUUACCCUUGGCGUUGCUUUGCUCUUCAUUAUACGAAAGAAACGCAAGGAGAAGAGGCUCAAACGACUUAGAGAUGCUAAGAGCCUUGCAGAGAUGCUUAUCAGCAAGAACAAUCGAAGCAUAGACACUCCAGUGAAGGGUCCUCCUCAAGGACCAAGGCUCCAUAUUGACAUCCCACGUGUCCAGCUCCUCAUUGAAGACAAGGAAGGCAUCAAACAGAUAGGAGAGGACAAGGCAGCAGUGCCGGUGACAGACACAGAGUUCAGCCAGUCAGUGAAUCCACAGAACUUCUGUACAGGCGUUUCUCUGCAUCACCAAGCCCUUAUCCAGAAUUCAGGCCCUUUGAUUGACAUGUCAGACAUUCGGCCCGGCACAAACCCAGUGUCACGAAAGAGCAUAAAAUCAGCCCACAGCUCUAGAAACAGAUACUCCAGCCAGUGGACGCUUAGCCGCCCCAGUCAAAGUCAGUCAACAGCCUCUGCACGAACUCUGACGUCUGACUGGCGGACGAUGGGCUCUCAUGGCAUCACAGCCACCGAGAGUGACAGCUACAGUGCCAGCCUCUCACAGGACACAGAUAAGGGACGGAACAGCAUGGUGUCCACAGAGAGCGCGUCCUCCACCUACGAGGAGCUGGCUAGGGCGUAUGAGCACGCCAAGCUGGAGGAGCACCUACAGCACGCCAAGUUUACAAUCACAGAAUGUUUUAUCUCUGAUAGCUCGUCUGAUCAAAUGACGACAGGUACCAAUGACCCAGCAGACAGCAUGACCUCCCUCAGUACACCCUCUGAACCAGGCAUCUGCCGCUUCACUGCCUCACCACCCAAACCGCAGGACUACGACCGCGGUAAAAAUGUGGCUGUGCCCAUUCCCCACCGUGCUAACAAAAGUGAAUUCUGUAACCUACCCCUUUACAUGAAGACAGACCCAUUUUUCCGCAAGCAAGGGGAGCUGCAUGACCCAUGCCCAGCAGUUCCGCCGCGAGAAGCGUCAAUCCGCAGCUUGACGCAGCGGGCGUAUCACACCCAGGGCCGUCACAAGACUCUAGACCCUGCGAAGCAGCAGGCCCAGACACUGGGCCACUCUGGGCUGGGCAGCUUGGGUGCGAGCUCUGGCACUGCCACCUUGCCUCAAAGGACUCUCACCAUGCCCAGCUCCAAUAAUGCAGCAACAGCUUCCACUUCCAGCACGAGCAGCAACCCCACCAACAGUAACAAGGUGGGGGGCUCCAGAGACUCGCUCCUAGAGAGCAGCUCCUCUGCACUGGGGAGGUUGCAGAAACAGAGUGUGGGGGCCUACUCCAAGUCAUACACGCUGGUGUAGUCCAUUCUUCUGCACAGACUGCUGUCCCACUCCUCAGCCAGCCCCACUCUGGCGCUCUGGGUCUGAAUGGGCAUGCAACCAUUUUUCUUCAAACCCAAUUAAUGGUGAACUGCCCAGCAUCCUGUCUGAUUUACCUUGGGAAAGAUGUUCUCCCAGACAGAGACCCAGCUAACCCUACUUUUCAUGUUCAUGUGGGACUCUUAUAAAAGAACUACUAACUCCAACUAACAGUUCCAGCCGGCUGGUGCUCAGCUCCACUCAGCUCCCGCAGGAGCUGCACAGCGAAAAACCAGGAAGCGAUCCUGUGGUCAUUUUGAAAUACUGACUGUAACCGAGGAGCUAAAACCUCUGUGUUUAUGAAUAUGAAGACUACCAUAGCCAGUAUGAAGCUGUGUGGCCAUCCUGUCUCAUACACACACAUACACACACACAAACACACACACACACACUGUCCUCCAUAGUUUGAGUAUUAUUGUCAAUUUGCAAGCCUUCCGAUUAAGUUCCCUCUUCUUACUGUAUCUUUCACCCUCUUUGUGUCUCUUAAAGCCCCAUAAUGCUAUUGGCAGAUUCUAUAAUGUUGAUUCCCAAAAGUAAUGAGUCAGGUUCCCUUCCAAGAAGAUUUUAGUCACAUUAGCAUCCUCCACACAUCACUCUGCAGCUGAACAUUGUCUAACUUAAACAAAUCAUGACAACCCAAAUGAACCAGCUAUAAUUUCUCACAUUACAAAUACAGAAUAUUUGGUAUUAUAAAGAAUUUACAUAUAUAUUUCUAUGUAGGUAUAUUAUUGACAUUUAAGUGAAAUUAUGACAAAGUAUACAUUUUACAUACUACAAUAGUGUAGUAUUAUAUACAGCAAUUUAAUGUUAAUGUCAAAUUUUAAGAACGAGACAAUCGCUCAAUCAUGAAAUUUUAAAAAGAGAAAUUAAAGAAAAAGAAGGUUCGACUAAAGAGAGAAAAUGUUUAGUAUAUAUACAGGAUGUUUUGUAUGUUACUGUAUGUAGGGUGACUAGAAGAAGGGUGUUUUGCUUACGUUUGGACAGAGAGGGAUGCUUUCCUAUCCGCACGGUGUCAUGAGAGAAGCGAGACAGUGCAGCAGAACACGACAUCCUUGGAUCGCAAUGCCUCCUUGGUUGUUUGGUGAAAACAAUCAUGACACAAAGCCUUCCAGGAUUUCUGUAAUAAUAUAAGUCUACCCAUGAGGAUAUAGGCUCCUUGACUUUUUAUUAAGCGUGUCAGUAGCCUGAGUGGCUGGUAAAUACAAUAACAUUCAGAAACCAAAUCAGUGUCUCAGAGGAUCCCCGAGUAAGUUUUAUGCUGGGAGAAGGUUUGCUCCAAAGUGGUCACAGACUUUUAGUUAUUAUAGAGUAUUAAGGCUUCUAUUUGUGGCACCGGCAGCAGAGAUUGACAGUCACGGAUAGAGCAUCCUGCCAACUUCUCCGUCAGCCGUGCCACACAGCUAGGCUUUGCUCUUCGUAGAUUAAAAAGACAACUAGCUGAAGGAGUCCCAGUCAUGAUGUGAAUGAAGUAAGAUAAUUUAAUGUCGAGAGAUGUUAUAUGUCAGGGAGUUCAGUUUUGAAAAUUAUAUGAUCGAUAUCAUUGUUGUUGUCCAGUUUUAAGUACUGUAAACGCCACACAUUUUUUGCGCUAAUGUGCAUUCAAACAAGAAACUAUUGGAUCGGUUGUUUUAAGCAUUUACAAAGCAGCGGUUUUGUGAUUUUAUAUUUAUUUAUCCAUUUGCUUUGUUUGCUUGUUUGUUUGUUUAGGGGGAGGGGAAUCUGUUCUUCGGUUGAUUUUCACGUUUUGAUUUUCCGUUCAACUUGUUUGGUCUAAAUUUUUUGGUACCAGAGGCCAAACGGUACAAAGCUAUGUGGCCUGUGGCUAAAACUAGUUCAGCCAAGUGAAAAUCAGGGACUCAUAGCUCUUUUGGUCACACAAACUACUAUUGUAUUGUGUAUAUACUGGACAGGAGUCUGUCUGUAAACCUGAAUCGUUCAGGCUCCUGUCAUUUAAACCCCAUUCAGAUAAAUUUAAGUAAAAAAAAUUCAACACCCUAUUCAUACAAGAUCCAUCAUCUCUACCUUUGUCAGUGUUGUUUAUAGAUUAAGUCUUGUACAUAUACACAGUUUUGUAUGAAGAGCUAUUUUUUCGUCAGAAUAAAUCAGGGGACACAUCAGGGUUGAAUGCCCCAGUUUCAAAAUUGAAAUAGUAUUAAGUAAAAAGUAUUUUACUUCUGAAAUGGGCAACAAAACCAACAUUUUUUCUUUCCCUUUACGUUUUUUGAUACUAAUUUGUUGAAUUUUUAUUCUUUUUUUAAAGUCUUUUGAUGUUGUCAUUUGUCCUUUUUCCUUUUUUUUAAUUAGCAUUAUUUUAUAUUUCGUUCAUCCUCAAAUUAAGUCAUUGCAUGCUUGCUAAAAGGGAAAAAAUUGAAGGGAAAAGUGUAUGAAAAUCCAAACUUUAAAAAAAAAAUGUUGAGGGUAUCCCAAACAUUUGUUUGAGUUGCUUGCUACAGCAAUUGCUUGUGUUCAAAGGUACAUUUUCUAUGAAAAGAAAGCAAAAACUAAAAAGAUCAUUUAACACCUUGUGCAA